Messenger RNA from Cyprinus carpio (common carp), 8052 nucleotides. It is a transcript of the gene kcnj14, whose product is annotated as potassium inwardly rectifying channel subfamily J member 14. NCBI's taxonomy places the organism in Eukaryota, Metazoa, Chordata, Actinopteri, Cypriniformes, Cyprinidae. The record is from RefSeq and is a predicted model, not a curated record. Gene Ontology annotation, molecular function: inward rectifier potassium channel activity. Gene Ontology annotation, cellular component: plasma membrane. Gene Ontology annotation, biological process: regulation of monoatomic ion transmembrane transport; potassium ion import across plasma membrane.
UCUGGCUCUUCUUGGCAUACAUUAGGUUCUAAUGAUUAGGAGAUUGUACUGAAGCCUAUAGUGUAGAAAUGCAGUGAGAGUGAUGUUAUCUGUAGUUAAUACUUUCUCAUUACUCCACUCAGAUUAACGUGAGUUAGUUUCCAGCCAGGCUUCUGCAGGCUGACUGGAUCAUAUAAUCUCAUUGCACACUUCUGGCAUAUCUAGACUGAGAGAGAUGGAAGCAGACAGAAAAUCAGGGAAUGAAAGUGAGUGAGCUAGAGAGGGAAACUGAGAGAGACACAGCCUGGCCAUGUGAAUGCAUGGACAUUUUGUGGCCUCAUUUCGUGGCAUAGAGGAAUCGAUGACACUAUGGAUUGGUUGUGCUGUAUGUGGGCUGUUGGAUUACUGCAUGUGUUCUGCUGCAGCAGAUUUCUGCUGACUAAAAGUGCAAAGAAGACACGGGAUGAUCUAUGCACUUCAUUAACUGCCAGCACUGGAGUUAACAGAGACUGUGAUGUCCUCAACGCAAAAACCGCAGAUUCGAAUAUUAAGGAACGUGACAGGGACCUGACAAACUAUUCUUGAGUUGCAUUUGCCAUGGAUAUAUUCUACUACAAAUAUUUGAAGAUGAAACCUUAUGUCACCUCUCACUUUAGAAAUGUCCUUUUUCUUUAGAGUGUUAUACUUUCCAAUUUCAUCCUUGAAUACGUUCCUGUUCAAGUGGGCUUUUCAUGACUAGACACCGUUUUUAAAGAUUCUUUUUUCUAUCACGUUCAUUAAGCCUCGAAAUACAGGUUCCUCAAAGGAGGUGUAUGAAAAGGAACAUUUCACCAGUUUCAUGUGUUUUGUUGAUGACCAAACUGGACUUGGACUCUGAGGAAGAUCUCAAAGGAUCGCCUAGCUUUUUUAAGCUUUUGGAGAGAUCAAAGUGAACCAGCAAGUCAUAAUUCAUCUCACCCUAAACCUCUUACUACUGUAAUGUGUGCACUAUAAUAAUUCAGUUUUAGAACUUCAGUCAAGAGUUUUUCUAGACCAAAAUGUCCCUUUCUUUUGGAGAACUGGGCUCUUGGUAUGAGACUGGAAAAUCUGCUGAAACCAGAUUGGAGAUGGAAACAUGACUGUGACAGAAUGUCACUGUUUUAAUUGUUCUGAUGUCUAAUAUGAUUGAGAAAUGGAGUUGUUCUGUUCCAGAGUUAUAUUUGCUCAAUAUUGAAGGCAAAGAGGUCACAUUUGUGAAGUAUUAGGAAAUGUUGACUAGUUUUCAUAUUAAUUGCACGUCUCUCUUGUGUCUUUAAACUUCUCACCAUUUAAAUAAGGAAGGCUGAAGAGGUCCCAAAGGGAAAGAUUGGUCUGUAUAUGCACGCUGUUAUUUAUUACACACAUAAGUUCUAGACAGUUUAGUGCAUGUUCUUUUCAGUUUCCCUCUAUAUGUGAGGCUUGUUUAUGUUUUUCCUUCAUGUUAUGUAAGUUCAGUUUUCCUUCAUCCUUCUGCUCUGCCUGAGCUUCGCCUUGUUUGUUUGUGCCUUUUAGUUGCUCACUUUCUUAUGAAGCUGCUAUAUGUUACGCAUAGAACUAAAGCAGCACCUUUUUCCUUUGUCUAGUCUCUGUCCAACACCUAACCUUAGAAAACUACUGCUAAAGCUGAGAAACUGCAUUGAAACUGGAUUUUUUUCUUUAUUUACUGCAUCUAACAACUUUGGAACUUUGCGUUCAGUAAAAUCGUCCAGGAAUACUGGUUUAUUACUAGCAGACAGUGGACGGAACACCCAAGUGGAGACUCUUUGAUGAUGUCAGAGAUGAUCUCUAAUGCGAUUGUGUUCCGUCUCUGGGCAACGAUUGGCUGCCGGGAUCUGAAUGAUAAUACGGACUCUUUCAGGCCAUAAGCCUCACUGUGGAAUACAGUCUACAAUUCAUAGUUUGGAUAUAUAUCAUUGCGUCCAUAUUUUGACCCUGGAUUUAUCUGGCAAAGCUUCAUUUUUUCUGAACAUUUUGUAGCCACCUUGCGGUCACCAAUAAUGGGGGCUGCUCGGGUAAAGAGGCGCUUCAGUGCGGUUGUGGACACCCCGCUGGAUGAGGAGGAAGUCAUGAGGCUGGCACAGAGUGAUGAUGUCACUUCCUCCCAGUCGGGCACACUUCUGUCGCCCAACUGUAACGGCAAAUUGCUGAACUAUCACCAUAGCAAUGGAGGAAGGAGUGGAGAGAGGGAUGAGGAUGAUGAUGAUGCAGAGGAUGACGAUGAUGAUGAUGAAGAAGGGGGAGGGAGGAGGGGAGGAGGAGGAGGAGGGCAUGGCUCGGCGCUCAGGGGGGAGUCUGGGGCAGAAGGGAGGUGGGAGAGGAGCAAGAAAAAGUCCUCGUCUUCCCUCUCGCCCUUGCCGCCCCACGAACGUCGAGGCCAGUCCCGCCGGCCCCGACGGCGCUUUGUAGGCAAGGACGGGCGCUGCAACGUCACCUUCGUCAACAUGAGCGAAAGGGGCCAGCGCUACCUCACCGACCUCUUCACCACCUGCGUGGACAUCCGCUGGCGCUGGAUGCUUGUGGUGUUCACCCUUUCCUUCUUGCUCUCCUGGCUUCUCUUUGGUUUCAUGUUCUGGCUCAUCGCCGCCGCUCACGGGGAUCUGGUGCCCCCGGCAUCAUCUUCCUCAUCUUCUCCUUCAUCUGUUUCCUCCUCGCUGGCUCCUCUGGAACCCGCAGACGAUUCCAGUCGAGCGGAGACGGUGACAGAGACAGAGGAACGCUGCUUUCAGCAGGUGAACAGUUUCAUGGCGGCGUUCCUCUUCUCUCUGGAGACGCAGACGUCUAUAGGAUACGGCUUCCGGAGCGUUACCGAGGCCUGCCCCCUGGCGGUGCUGGCUGUCGUGUUGCAGUGCAUUGUGGGCUGCAUCAUCGACGCUUUCAUCAUUGGGGCGGUAAUGGCUAAGAUUGCCAAGCCCAAGAAGCGCAAUGAAACACUGGUGUUCUCGGAAGUGGCCGUAGUGGCCAUGAGGGACGGGAAACUCUGCAUGAUGUGGCGAGUGGGAAACUUGCGCAAGAGCCACCUGGUGGAGGCCCAUGUACGAGCACAGAUACUGAAGCCACGGGUGACCCCUGAGGGUGAGUUCCUGCCAUUGGACAAUGCAGACCUCAAUGUCGGCUUUGACACAGGAACAGAUCGCAUCUUUUUGGUGUCACCUGUGACAAUUGUGCAUGAAAUUAAUGAGGAGAGCCCUUUCUUUGAGAUGGACAAACAUACACUAGAGGAAGACAAAGAUAUGGAAGUGGUGGUGAUCCUGGAGGGCAUGGUGGAGGCCACUGCCAUGACAACCCAAUGUAGGUCUUCAUACCUGGCCUCUGAGAUCCUCUGGGGUCACCGCUUUGAACCUGUGCUCUAUGAAAGGAAGAACUGCUACCAGGUGGACUACUCAUACUUCAACAGGACUUACGAGGUCCCGGACACACCCACCUGCAGCGCUAAAGAGUUAGCCGAGAAAAAGUACAUCUUGGGCUCCCGUUCCUCCUUCUGUUACGAGAACGAGGUGGCUCUGCAGCUCUCCCCCUCUGUCCCUUCCUGCCCUGACCAGUUCUCUCCAUCCCACUGUGCAUCCCCUUCUCUCGUUCGGCCCGCACCACCAUCUCGACAAGACUCCUGCAGUGAGCACCCACACAUACACUGAGCCAUGUGGCUGGGAUGAAAGGGCACAGGGGAAAGCAGCGGUCAAAUAAAGAAAGGGAGAUAGAUAGAGAAAGAAAGGGAAAGGGUCAGGAUGGAGGGAGGAGUUGGAACCAGGGGUCGGGAGAAAGAGAGAGAACCAGCUAAUGGACAAAGGGCUGGAGAGACAGACUUGGACAGGGGACUUAGGCAAAGAGGACCGUAAAGGGACAAUGUAGGACUGAUUAAUUACAUUAGGUCAUGCAUAGGAUGGGCUGAGAGAAGACAGAAUGCACAAAAGAUGGAGAAUAGAAGAGGGAAAGGGGCCCCUGACCGCCUGGGAGAAGAGAACGAAAGAGCAAGAUAGCAAGACAGUGGGGUGAAUUCAGUAAUCGGUUGCACUAGUGCAGUAUUUCUGCAUGUGUCUUCUUCACUAACCCCUGUAAUCCUGCUUUAUCAGAUGCUAUCAAAGUAUCUUUCAAAGCAAGUCAAUUCAGGCGGCUCUCUUGGAAACACAGCUAUUUUAGUCAUACAUAGGUCCUAUCAAAUUAGGUAGGGGAACACUGAAGUCUCAUAAUUCAAUUUAAAAUCAGCAAUAUAUUCUGACAUGAAUAAUAAAAAAGGCCAACCUUGAAAUUAGCAUCACCCUGGUUCCCUCGAAAAAAGCCAACAGAAUUUUCCAUUAUUUCAGAAAAUAAGUUCUGUGACCAACAAAAGUUCAUGAUUCUUACGUUUUGUUCACCAUACAAAUCUUCACAAAUGAAAACAACUAUGAAUACCCACAACUAUGAAUUUUGAAGCCUAAAUACAAUCGCCAGAGGUAAAAAGCUAAACAUAGUCUAUAAACGAACUACACCACGGUCGUAUGACUUCAAUGUCACAACCAACUCUUUCAUUCUUCAUUUAAAAUGUAGAAAGUUAGAAAGUGUGAGAAUAGUUCGCAAGACAGCAAAUCUGACCCUGCAUAGACAGCAAUGCAGCUGCCACAUUCAUUGUUAAAUAAAGUCAUUAUUUUUGUUUCCUUUGUGCACAAAAAGUAUUCUCGUAGCUUCAUAAAAUUAAGGUUACAUUAACUAUUUUAUCGAUGUUCUUACUACCUUUCUAGGCCUUGAACAUAGUGUUGUCAAAUGUACCAACUUUGGUACCAGUCUGUAUUGAAAUUUUAAAAACGUCCACACGGGAGUGUUUAAAAUCUGUCAGAUGCCUGCUUUUAAAUUCUCCCGUGUGCUUCUGUGUGAGCGAUCGGUGAAGAGCGUGAAGCGAUGAUCAUUGUAGCCAAUCACAGUCAUAUCUGUUGAGCGCAUGAACACAUUGGCCAAACAGCAGUGUUUAAGAAUCAACUCAACAGCACUCAAAUGUUAGCGGGAAAUUGACGUUUUUAAAAUUUCAAUACCAACUGAUACCGAAGUCGGUACUUUUGACAACACUUGAACCUGUCAGUUGCAUUGCUGUCUAAGAAGGGUCAGAAAGCUUUCAGAUUUAAAAAAAAAAAUGUUUUUGGCAUGCAGAUCUUUAUAUACUAGUGCCGCCAUCUUGGGCAUUUCAACAUUCUCUUAUUCACUGUAAUACAAGUGGCCUGUCUCUGUUGCAAUCUUAACUGGUUUAGCAGUGCACCGUAUUUAAAUGGACUCAAUGACACUUCAUUCAUUUUUAAUGAAUUCCCCCUGAAAAGUAGGAGCUUUGUUGGGAAAGAGCUUUCAGGUAGGUUUCAGAAAGGACGAAGGUAAUGUUUAAGUCAGAGUGCAGAGGAACGUAGUAACACAGGAGAUUCAGGUCAAUCACACUGAAAAGAGGUCAAAGACUUAAUGACCAAAAACAAAUCAAACUGCGGAGUGAAGUGAAAGAGUGGAGGAAUAUAGAGGGAUUGAUGGAGAAGGUGAUUUUGACAUGAGGAGAGCUGCAACACCGACCCAGUGGGCUGACUGAACCUGGCGAUCUUUCAGAAUCAACACGAGCUGCGGUGGCUCCAGCAUGUGUACCUGAUAAAGACACAACAGUGGCCCCUAGGGGCCGCAACCAGUAUGAGCGAUUUUACAAUUCAGAAAUUGGAAAGAAAUACCUAUUGCACAUAACUUCUUAUGACAAUAUCAUACACGAGUAAGAAAUAGAAAAAAAAAAGUCCUCUCUCAAAAAUCGAAUUACUUGUUGCAAGAACUUUUGUGUCUUAUUGAAUGUCGGAAUGCUUGCUAGAGUCACUGCAAAAUAGGAAACUACUGAAAAUCUGCAGCAUUUUCAAGUGGUUUCUCUUAUGUACUGUAUAUUAUUUAUUUUUUUGUAUUUAUUCAAGUGAAUGCAUUUUUGUAUCAUGACACACAUAGAAGAUUAUGUGAAGCACUUUCAGAGUAAUUUGUAAUAAUGUAACAUAUUUGUCACAGUUGCACAGACCAAAAAAGAAUUAGCUAAUUGUAUGUAUGGGUAUAUUUAUAUUUAUAUUAUAUAUUUACUCUUUGGACAGCACAUGAAUCUGUCAUCAGCCACUGUUUGGAUUGUUGACUUGAAUUUUUUCUCUCUCAGUGUUUCAUAACUGUGUAGUAGUAACUAUGGUAAAUUUAGUAACUAAGGUAAAUGAAUUAUUACGGUCUGUAGUAUUGUUAUGUAAUGACUGGGGCAUUUUUCGUUUUUUCUGUCUUCCAUUCAUUCUUAAACAACCACACAAACAUUCUGACCUAAAGUAUGUUGCUGGACAGGUUUUUUCUUGUGUGUUUUUGUAAUUAGUUUGCCGGCGGUGUGCCUUUGAAAGUGAGCCUGCUUGUUUUGAGGUUUUAGGGAGUAAUGGAGAAAUGUAGGUUGUAUUAUGCGGAUGUUACAGGCACAGAUGGAACCUGUAGACAUUUUCCACAUUUUCCAUGCUGAUCUUUUGAGAAAAAUCUAUUUAAGUCUAUAUAUGAAUAUGGUAAAAUGUGUUAAAUAGAGCUGAGACACUUGCCAAGUUUUUGUCCAAGUAUUUUUUCUAAAAAAGAUUUAACGAUAAUUCAAAUGAGGAAAAAAGCAAACAUCGAAUCAAUGUCUCUUUGCAUAACUGACAAAUUAUUAUAAUUAGUUUUUAUUUAUUUAUUUUACUUAUGCAACUGUUUCAUCAUCAGUAAAAGGCCAACUGGAAGGAAACAGGCAAAAUUUUUAAUGCAUUUUAACAAUAAACAGCACAAAAAGUGGAAAAAAACUUGGCUAUCGGUAGCUGCAUGCAUAAUCAUAUUACACAAAAUAUGUAUUAAACUAAUAUGCAAAAGUUAGGAGUUGUAGAACAUGUUUUUAAAUGUUUUUGUCUCUUAUAGUCAGCAAGGCUGCAUUUAUUUGACUAAAAAUACAGUAAAAACAGUAAUAUAUUAUUACAAUAUAAAAUAACUGUUUUCUAUUUGAAUAUAUUUUUAAAAAAAUAUUGGUCUGAUAUACCAAGAUUUCUUUUUUUUCAAGAAAUCAUUCUAAUAUGCUGAUUUGAUGUAAUAUCUCUUAUUAUCAUCACAGUGGAAAACAGUCGUGCUGCUCAAUAUUUUUAUAUUAUAUAUUUCCCCUCGGAUUUCUUUGAAUAAUAAUAAAGUUCAAAAGAGCAACAUUUAAUUUAAAUAUAAAUAUUUUGUAACACUGUAAAUGUCUUUACUGUUUACUGUCAAUUUUAUACAUCCUUGCUGAAUAAACUAUUAAUUGCUGCCCCCAAACUUUUGAACAGUAAUGUACAUUAUACCUAUGCUUUAAUAUAUGAUUGCACAGCAUUACUAUCACAGACAGUUUUGUGGAUAUUUGGCCAAAUGAAGUCAUACAAAUGCACAUUCAUAGUCUAAUAAUGCGCAACAAUAAAUUGUCUCUGUCUCUCAAGUUGUGUCUCUCCACUGGUGUAGUUUUAGGUGUGGACUAAAACAUACUGAACCCUAUCGCAGGUUAAACUUAGGGCUAUGUACAGUUGUUAUAUUAGGAGAAUCUUAGACAUCUAGCCCUCUAUUUGAAUAGAAUAUGUAUCCACUUUUUUGCUAUUGUCAUUUAUUUUUAAUUUUUCUGCAUGUAAGCUUGCUUGUUUAUCAUUAGUCUUCAUAACCACAAAAUUCUUUUAAUAGGCCUGUGUGAGUACUGUUGUUAGUGUGUGUGUGUGUGUGUGUGUGUGUGUGUGUGUGUGUGUGUGUGUGUGUGUGUGUGUGUGUGUGUCCGGUUACCCUAGUUUGACAUCUAACUGGACCUAUUACUUGCAUUUUUGUUUUAUACAUUUAUAAAUAAGAAAAUCCAUCACCCUGAUGAAUUAUCAGAUGCUUUUAUCACUCCAUCAUUCAGUAAUGCCUGAGUUCACCAUGGCAUCUGGUGGCUCAUGUUCUAUUUUUAUUUAUUUUGUAAAUGCAGUUAUGUUAUUGGUCAAUCAGUGUCCAGGCCUCUGCUGUUCCUUUGAUACCAUUCACAUUGCUACUUUGUAAGACAGAAUGUGCUUCAUGGACAUGUGUAGAAUUAAAAAAAACAUGCUUUCUUGA